Molecule: messenger RNA, 843 nt
Organism: Salvia miltiorrhiza (redroot sage)
Lineage: Eukaryota; Viridiplantae; Streptophyta; Magnoliopsida; Lamiales; Lamiaceae
Exons: 3
Coding region: 171-683 (170 amino acids)
Source: RefSeq, a predicted model, not a curated record
UUUUCCGGUAAUUUAAUUUGGAUAUUUUGUUCCUAAUAGCGAGAACCAACGGAGUCUAAUCUCUAUGACAAAAAAAGCGAGAAGCCUUCAUACUGCUGAAAAUUCGAGAGAGAGAGAGAGAGAUGAAAAUUGCCUGAAAAUUGAAAAGGUCGUGGGUUUUGUAUCUAUGAAUGGAUCAAGUAUUCAGCAAGGCGGGUUCAUUUUGGCUUAAACAAAAAGCCAGCAAUGAGUUUGGCACUGUCGGCAAUGAUGUCAAUUCAUUGUCAACGAGCAUCGAAGGAGGCACGAAGUGGUUGGUUAACAAGAUCAAAGGAAAGAUCCAAAAACCAUUAGCGGAGCUCCUAAAGGAGUACGAUCUGGCAAUCGGCAUAUUCCCUCGCGAUGCGACCAACUACGAUUUCGAUGAGGAGACGAAGAAGCUAACGGUGCACAUUCCAAAAGUGUGUGAAGUGGGCUACAAGGAUCAAUCCGUGUUGCGUUUCGCGACGGAGGUGAGUGGUUUUUUGGAGAAAGGGAAGCUGUCGGAGAUAGUUGGGAUGAAGACAAAGGUGAUUGUUUGGAUGAAGGUGAGUUGCAUCACCUCCGACGAAAAGAAGCUCCAUUUCCAAGCUGGUGUGAGAAGAUCUAGAAGUAGAGAUGUUUAUGAAGUUGAAAGAGAUGGCAUAGUUGUAGGAAAGUUCUAGCUAUUUUCAAGAAUUGCACCCCUCUUCAAACUAGGAAAUUUAGAGAAUAGAAUAGCCUCAAAUCUUUUUUUGUACUGAAUGGUGUUGGUAUAGGGGAUACAUAUUGUAUAUUAUGUUCACUUCAUUGAGUAGAAUGCUUAUAGAAGAAUGAGUUGUUGUC